Diaporthe amygdali is the source of this 1152-nucleotide messenger RNA. RefSeq lists its product as uncharacterized. NCBI's taxonomy places the organism in Eukaryota, Fungi, Ascomycota, Sordariomycetes, Diaporthales, Diaporthaceae. Gene Ontology annotation, molecular function: 2-oxoglutarate-dependent dioxygenase activity. The transcript is spliced from 5 exons. Bases 1 to 1152 code for a protein of 383 amino acids. The record is from RefSeq and is a predicted model, not a curated record. Gene Ontology annotation, cellular component: cytoplasm.
AUGGCACCAUCGGCAAUAACUGUAGACAGUCAGAUUGGCGCCUCUAAGGCAUCGGUCGGCAGGGUAGGAGAAUGGUAUCUUCCAGAGGUGACACCCUCAACUGUUCCGAAGCCAUCUGGAAAAUUUCAUGGGAAUUCUCAAAUCGACCCAGACCUCCUUCUGGGACACAAAGAGUCCCUGAAGUACGGCCACGCUCUUGACCAUUAUAGACAAUUCGAUGUAACGCCUAAUACGGGGCGUGAAUUCCCAGAAGCAAACCUAGCAGAUUGGCUCCGAGCCCCGAACUCUGACCAGCUUAUCCGCGACCUGGCCAUCACCAUUUCCCAACGAGGCGUGGUCUUUUUCAGAGCCCAGAAUGAUCUGACCAUCGAGCUCCAGAAGGAGCUCGCCCAGCGCCUAGGCCAGCUUUCGGGGAAGCCGUCAACUUCAGGCCUGCACAUUUUUCCGUUUGUCUACGGCGACGAGAAGCGUGAUAAGGAGGUCACAGUGAUCACGCACGAAGACAAACCCAUUGACAAAGGCAAAGUGCACGCACGGCUGCAGGAUCCCAACACCACUCCCCCGCAUAAGAUGUGGCACUCAGACACCACGUUUGAGCAUGUGCCGGCGGACUAUGCAGUCCUUCGCAUGUCAAAGCUGCCUCGGACGGGUGGUGACACCAUCUGGGUCAGCGGAUAUGAGGUUUAUGAUCGCCUCAGCGAGCCCUUCAAGAAGUUCUUUGGCAACUUGACAUUUACGGGUGGACAGCCGGCAUAUCACGCCAAGGCGGCAGCUAAUGGAACGCCGUAUUACACAGAGCAGCGUGGCGCGCCAGAGAAUGUGGGCAAGCAUAUCCGCGCCAUCCACCCCGUUGUUCGCACAAACCCAGUGUCGGGCUGGAACAGCAUCUACGCGCUUGGUCACCACGUCGAGCACAUCAACAAUGUCACGCCGGGCGAAUCAACCAGGCUACUUGACUGGUUGCACGACAUUGUGGUGCUGAACCACGAUGUCCAUGUGCGCCAUCGCUGGAUUAAUGACAACGAUGUAGCGCUGUGGGACAAUCGUUCCAUGGUGCACACGGCGACGCCGGACUACCUGGGUAGUCUUCCCUACGUUUGUAAUCCGAGCGUCCCAACUGCCGUACAAUACAGCCAGUUCGUUCUCGCUUAA